Molecule: messenger RNA, 1983 nt
Organism: Papaver somniferum (opium poppy)
Lineage: Eukaryota; Viridiplantae; Streptophyta; Magnoliopsida; Ranunculales; Papaveraceae
Product: 7-deoxyloganetin glucosyltransferase-like
Exons: 2
Coding region: 421-1869 (482 amino acids)
Molecular function (GO): UDP-glycosyltransferase activity
Source: RefSeq, a predicted model, not a curated record
AUUACACCUUGGUGGCUUUAGCUGCAGACUUUACAGUUGCACUACAACCUCUUCAAACAGAUGGACUCACAGGGAGUGGAGGGAUGAUAACCAUUAAGAACAACAACUAAGCGGAUAUUUUGGUUUAUCAUAUCGAGAGCUUUGGGACACCGAGGGGGUGUUCUCAUCUCACAAGGUGUCUACAUGCAGCCAAGAUUCUUCAUGGACCACCUUGAAUGAUUUUUCUUAUUCAAACUUAUUUCUCUGCUGUACAACAAAUAAUUGUUCAAAACUUGCAUUGUCACAGAAUACGUCAUAUGUACACAUCGAGUAUAGACAUAUUUGUACUAUAAGUACAUGUAUGUAGACCACUAUGAACAUAUCGCCCAUUAGAUAAAGUGAGAGUCUGAGAGAUAGAAGUGACAGUAUCUAAAGAGAAAAAUGAAGAAGCCUCAUGUGGUUUGUAUUCCAUAUCCAGCUCAAGGUCAUGUAAACCCGAUGAUGAAAGUCGCAAAACUUCUUCAUAUCAAAGGCUUCCAUGUAACUUUCGUUAAUUCAGAUUUCAAUCAUCAACGUUUACUAAAUUCAAGAGGAUCCGAUUCUCUUCAAGGUUUACAAGAUUUUGGUUUCGAGUCAAUUCCAGAUGGUCUUCCACCUCCAGCGGAUGUAAACGCUACACAAGAUAUACCAUCUCUAUGUAUUUCAAUGCGAGAUACUUGUUAUGAGCCAUUUAAGAACCUUCUCAAUAAACUCAAUGAUUCUGGAGAAGUACCUCCUGUUAGCUGUAUAGUUGCUGAUGGAUCUCUGAGUACUUUCACUCUCAAAGUUGCGAAAGAGUUUGGAAUCCCUGAAGUAGUCUUUUGGACUAUUAGUUUCUGUGGUUUUGCUGGUUAUUUUCAUUAUCGUCAUCUUGUUCAGAAAGGUCUUGUUCCACUCAAAGAUGAGAGUUAUCUGACAAAUGCCGGGUUUCUUGACACACCCAUGGAUUGGAUGACUGGAAUUGGAGAUGUUAUCCGGUUUAGAGAUCUUCCAAGUUUCGUCCGAACAACUAAUCCCAACGAAGUCAUGGUCAAUUACGCUAUAGGAGAAUUUGCAAAAGCGAAAGAUGCGACAGCCUUGAUUUUCAAUACGUUUGAUGAUUUAGAAAAAGAUGCUUUAGAGGCUUUCAGAUCUCAGCUAUCACUGCCGCCAAUGUACUCAAUUGGUCCACUUCCAUUACUUCUGAAUCAAACUAACCAAAAUGAGCUGCAAUCCAUUGGUUCAAAUCUAUGGAAAGAAGAACCCGAAUGCUUAAAAUGGCUUGAUAUGAAAGAACCGGGCUCAGUCGUUUACGUAAAUUUUGGAAGUAUUACUGUGAUCACUCCACAACAAAUGAUUGAAUUUGCCUGGGGAUUGGCUAAUAGUAAACAUACUUUCUUAUGGGUAAUACGGCCGGAUUUAGUAGUUGGUGAUUCGGCAAUGUUGCCAGCGGAAUUUUUAGAGGAUACCAAAGACAGAAGCUUGUAUGCAAGUUGGUGCCCACAAGAAGAUGUAUUGAACCAUCCUUCCAUAGGUGGGUUUUUAACUCAUAGUGGUUGGAACUCAACAUUGGAAAGUAUAUGCGGGGGUGUACCUAUGAUUUGCUGGCCGUUUUUUGCGGAACAACAAACAAAUUGUAGGUAUUCUUGUGGUCAUUGGGGAAUUGGAAUGGAGAUUGAUAAUAAUGUGAAGAGAUAUGAAGUUGAGAAGCUUGUAAGGGAAUUGAUGGAUGGAGAUAAGGGUAAGGAAAUGAAGAUUAAAGUUAUGGAAUGGAAAAAGAAAGCUGAAGAAUCAACUUCAGUUGGUCGGUCAUCUGAUUUAAAUUUGGACAAUCUGGUUACAGCUCUUCUUUCUGGAACUACCAUUGUCUGAUUCGUAUUUGUUUUUGUUGUUUUGUUUAAGGUGAAUUGAUUGAUUGUUUGUUAUGUUAUGACAGAUUUGUAUUUGUUAAAUGAUUUUAUUAUAAAGAAUUGAAUUUAUGCUCAA